GAGGUCUUCUUCGUCUCUCAGUCAGUUGGGAAUGACAACAUCGCCUAAACACUUCGCCCUUCUUCCCUUCAUAGACACAAAGACAAGAAGCUGUGUGCUUCUGGACUUCCAGCUCAAACUUGAGAAGCGUCCAGUCUUUAUGAGCCACUGGAAGCGGCAGCAUCAGCAGCAGCAACAUGGCAGAUGACAAAGACGUGCUAAGAGACGUCUGGUUCGGUCGGAUCCCCGCCUGCUUCACCCUCAACCAGGACGAGGUGACGGAGAGGGAGGCCGAGCCUUAUUAUCUGCUGUUGCCCAGGGUGAGCUACCUGACGUUGGUCACGGACAAGGUGAAGAAGCAUUUCCUCAAAUUGAUGAAGGCUGAGGACGCAGGGGAAAUGUGGUUUGAAUACGAAGGGACGCCACUCAAAUGGCACUAUCCAAUCGGAGUUCUGUUUGACCUCCAUGCCUCCAACUCAGUCUUGCCAUGGAGCAUCACUGUGCACUUUAAGAAUUUUCCGGGCCAGGACCUGCUCCACUGCUCGUCCAGUUCGGUAGUGGAGGCCCAUUUCAUGUCCAGCAUCAAGGAGGCGGAUGCACUCAAACACAAGAGCCAAGUCGUCAACGACAUGCAGAAGAAGGACCACAAGCAGCUAUGGAUGGGCCUGCAGAACGAUAAGUUUGAGCAGUUCUGGGCCAUGAACAGGAAACUAAUGGAGUAUUCCACCGAGGAAGCAGGAUUCCGAUACAUCCCGUUCAGGAUAUAUCAGACGAUGAGCGACAGGCCCUUCAUCCAGAAACUCUUCCGUCCCGUUUCACCCGAAGGCAACGCGCACACGCUUGGCGACCUGCUCAAAAAGAUGUACCCUGCAGCAUUACCCGUUCAUGAUGAGCAGAGGCGCUACCAGGUCGUGAUCCACGGCAUCGAGCCACUGCUGGAGACGCCUCUGCAGUGGCUCAGCGAGCACCUCAGCCACCCGGACAACUUCCUGCACAUCUGCGUGGUGCCGUCGCCCUCCGACUGAGGGCCAUCCAACCCUUACUGUUGCCACGGCAACAGACUCUACUAACUCUUUAGGAGAGCGUGCAAUGAGAGGAAUUCAUGAUGUUUCUCCAAGAACGAUCCCUGAUGCACAUCUUCCUUGUCGGAUGGUGACGUCGCCUAGGUGACCACAUUACUGCACCUUAGCCACCAUUUUGAGCUCUGAUUUGGAAAGCUGUUUCAGCAUUUAUUCCAUAUCUAUCCUUGAUAAAUUAAUGCAAUAGUAUGCCCUUUUUCCUCACUAGUAAGAUAAACUUGAAUAACAACUGGGAUGCACUAAUAGAACCACUGCAUCUUACUAGUAAUGUUUUUUUUGUUUUUUUUUCCCCACGACUGCUUUCCCCAACUGUAUGACAUUUCUGCAUACUAGUAGGACAACCUUGGCAUACUAGUAGAACACUACUAGUUACUAUGUUAUGAGUUAGCCAAAACUGUGCAGUAGUUGACAUCUGUGCGCUACUAGUACUACUAGUGAAAUGCUAGGUGUUAACUUGUAGAAUUUUAUAAUGUCACCAGUAGUCCUAGUAGGAUGAAAUUGUCAAUUUGUGCACAAUUUUGCCUCACUAGUAACCUUUAAUUGUCCUACUGGAAUGCAAAGGUCCUCCUAGUGAGGACAAACACUAAGAAGAAGUAAGAAUAAAUCCUCAAACGGCUUUCUGUGAAGCCAUAAAGUAAGACGAUUCAGCACUCGAGGAGAAAGACUAAAUGACUAGGGAGCACUAGUAGAACAACUGUGUCUUACAAGUAAUUUUUUUACACAACUGUGUGACAUUUUUGCUCACUAGUAGAACAAAUUUGACUUAUUAAUACAACUGCAUGUUACUAGUGAAGUAAAACUGGUAGUGGGCAUUUUGGUGUUACUUACUAGUCAGCUUCAGACGGCCACUAUUGCGUGACACAUGGCUACUAGUUGGGCCUAGUAGUGUUAUUAGUGUAGCACAGUUUACUCGUAGGCCAAAAGUGUCACUAGUAGUGGGAAUGUUUUUUUUACUAGUAAGACUCAUUCAUUCUACUAGUGCGCUUAAGUGUCUUACUAGAGAGGACAAAGAGUAUACUAAUAAAUGGACCAAAAGCUGGAUAUCAAGAAUGUCAAAUACAUGCUGAAAUGGCUUUUUCAUAACCAUGAAAUGACUAACAAGGAGGUAUAUAUGGAGCAUGACAAUGGGGGGGUGGGGAUUAUUUGUGGCCACAAUAUAGAUAUAACGUGUGUGCAAAAUACUAAUUUGUGGCCACAAAUGAUCACAAAAUUGUGGUUCACGAAGUAUGUAUAUUGUCCGCAAAAAAAUAAAAAAAUAAAUGAUAUCAUCAUUCCUGGAUGCUUGAAUAAGCAAACUGAGUGCACCCUAAGGUAGAGGUUGAAGACAUCAUUAAGCAUUAAGCAUUUUCUAUCUAGUGUAUAAACUUUGAACUAAAGGGUUCUAACCAAUUAAUAAUGCCACAGAAAUACUUAAGCGGUAAUGGAAAAUGCAUGGUUGAUCAUUUAUUCAGCUUUAGUAAAUUGAUGACGCAACCACUUUUAUUAUCAAAAAGUAUCAGUAUUGCGAUAAUGGCUUUGGUUUUAUUUAAACGAUGGUUAUGAAAAUGUAUUCAGCUUUAGUGAUUUAAUGAUACAUCCACUUCAAUUAUUAAGUGUUGGUGAGUUCUGAACAAAAUCUUUGAUAAUAUGAUAUUUCAUGAUGAUAAAAAUAUGUUCUAUUAACCUGUACACUUAGUAACACAUUGUAUUGUGUUUGCAUGUUAUGUCUAUAUUAUGGUCACAAUUUUAAUAUAUUUUUCCCCCCCCCCCAUGUCAUGUCUGGAGCUUUAUAGGUUUAUGACCACUUAAAACUACACUUUUUCUUUGUCCAGGUUGUUGUUGUGUCCUUCACGUUCCUUCACUGUGGUCUGCAGUCAAAAGCAAGAACAAUAAACUGCUGAUUUGUU
Messenger RNA from Phycodurus eques (leafy seadragon), 2944 nucleotides. RefSeq names its product ATG5 autophagy related 5 homolog (S. cerevisiae) (gene atg5). Bases 177 to 1004 code for a protein of 275 amino acids. The record is from RefSeq and is a predicted model, not a curated record. The transcript has 8 exons. NCBI's taxonomy places the organism in Eukaryota, Metazoa, Chordata, Actinopteri, Syngnathiformes, Syngnathidae. Gene Ontology annotation, cellular component: Atg12-Atg5-Atg16 complex; cytoplasm; phagophore assembly site membrane. Gene Ontology annotation, biological process: nucleophagy; C-terminal protein lipidation; autophagy of mitochondrion.